This is a messenger RNA of Aaosphaeria arxii CBS 175.79, 5123 nucleotides long. RefSeq lists its product as uncharacterized. Gene Ontology annotation, cellular component: nucleus; zeta DNA polymerase complex. NCBI's taxonomy places the organism in Eukaryota, Fungi, Ascomycota, Dothideomycetes, Pleosporales. Gene Ontology annotation, biological process: double-strand break repair via homologous recombination; error-prone translesion synthesis. The transcript has 2 exons. The record is from RefSeq and is a predicted model, not a curated record. The coding region runs from base 75 to 5123 and encodes 1682 amino acids. Gene Ontology annotation, molecular function: DNA binding; nucleotide binding; DNA-directed DNA polymerase activity.
GCAUUUUCGCGCAUGUUAACAUACUUAUUCGCAUCAUGCGACAUUACCCUAUCUUUGGAGACUGAAUCGAGCUCAUGGACACGUUCCGCUUCCGUCUGAAUUGCAUCGACCACUAUCAAGCUGCACCCACAGACCUUGAUCCUGUACUACGUCGUCAUGCAGGACCAUCACAACGCCAUAAUGCUCCCCAGGUUCCUAUAAUACGUGCAUUCGGAGCAACCGAAACGGGCCAGAAAGUAUGUGCACAUAUCCAUGGAGCACUCCCCUACUUGUACCUGGAGUACAGUGGAGGUUUGGACAAUGAAACUGUCGAUACAUACAUUUCCAAUCUCCGAGCUUCUAUCGAUCAUGCUCUCGCCACAGCCUAUCGACGAAACGCGUACGACGGGAAGUAUGUCUACGUUGGACACAUUACACUUGUCAAAGGCGUCCCGUUCUUUGGUUAUAGUGUUGGAAACAAGAUCUUCUUGAAGGUCUACUUGCUUAAUCCUCUCCACAUGACUCGUUUUGCCGACCUACUCUACCAAGGAGCCAUUCUGAAUCGCAAAUUUCAACCAUACGAGAGCCACAUGCAAUACAUCCUGCAGUGGAUGUGCGACUUCAAUCUUUAUGGAUGCGCGUACAUGGACUGCGCCAAGGUUCAAUUCCGCAGUCAUGUGCCCGAUAGUGAAGAGAUAGAUACGACAACACAUAAGUGGCACGAUGAAUCAAUUCCACCAGAAUAUGUCACUGAAUCAGAUCAAUAUCCGCGACUGAGCCAUUGCACCUUGGAAGUCGAUGUAUGCGUGCAGGACAUUUUGAACCGCCAUGAAGUACGCCCGAGGCAUAUUCACCAAGAUUUCUUGGAACGAUUCAACUUGGGCACUUCCGACGAAAAAUACGUCCCGUCCAUGGCCGGACUGUGGAGAGAUGAAACCCGUCGACGUAAAAUACGCAUGGGUUUGACAGAUCCCUCUAGUAGCCCCUUCCCACCUGAAGUUCUGGUCUCGAUGUCUGCUGAAAGUAGAUCUGAGAAAGGCGGAUGGAUACAUGAGGACGAAUUCAGGCAAGUUCUUGCUAAGUUGAUUCGUGACGAGAGGCUAGAGGAACCCAAACCGAGUUUUGACUCUUUCGUGAAGCAGCAGGAAGGAGAAGAUGCAAUCAAGACUGCCACCGAGAGUAUAGAGGACCUGUUCCCUGAAAAUCUCCUUUCUCAGCCAGAGGAAGACCCGGAAUUCGAGACUGUCACGGACAAUGAUUUCAGUGUUGCAGACGGCAGGGUCGGGCCCGGGGAACGAGAAGGGGCACUUGGCGAUUUUGCUGGGGAAGAUGAGGCAGACGCCGAAGUGGACUCAAAUGCGGAUGAACAGCCUCCUCAAGAUCCAUUGAGUGUUUCGGAGGCGCUGCACCGUUCCUCAGGAGAAGACGUCUUUCCCUUCGACGAUGAUUUCGACGAGGCUAUUAAUCUUGACGGAGACAAUGAUUUAAAUCUGGUAUCUAUCAAGGGACACAAACGGCCAAUUGAGUACGAUAAUGAAGAUGGUGACCCGCCAAAACGACAACGGAUCCUUACAGGAUCGAUCCUGGGUGCCCCUCGCCGUGUCUCGUUCCAAGCGGCUAGGAACGAUCAAGACCCUGUAGCACAAGGCCCGGAUCCAAUUGAUUCCGAAUUGAAAGACAUUAAACUCUCCCAGACAAGUAUCAAAGCGCAAGGCACGUCAAGACCAACUACUUCAUCCUUUCCAGUUGUUAAGAAUCCGAAUGCUCCCGAGACCUUACUUCGUUUAAGCCAGUCUGGCUACUCGAACUCCCAGGAGGCACCAAAAACCCCGUAUCUUAAGAAGGUCGACGAUUCUCCCUCGAUGACGCCCCCCAAAACGCCAUGGAGUGACCAAAAAGCGUCAUUGAAUUCGCCAGAGAAAAGCAGUGCCGCCUCUCAUGCAGAGGUCACUUCUCUAGUGGCUAAACUUCAAGAAGCAUUCCCACACUCCCCCCGAACUGUGUACUUCGCACAUCUGCCGCCAUCACAAGAGCUUGUUGAGAACACACUACAGCAAGCUGGCUUACCCUCAAGAAUUUACCAGUGUGCUUACUAUAGCGACGAACAAGAUGUUCCAGAGCGGCCAAGAUCUUAUGCUGGGCGUGAAUUCAAAUUACAAAGUAACACACUGCCGUUUUUACCGGAUUUUGACCCUACCGGAACAUCGCCAGCAAAUUUCGGAGAGGCGCCUGCAGUUGUCUUGGGAAAAGCGAAAGAGGCCACUGCCAGUCGCUUGCGGUCUCAGAAGUGUUCCUUCCGUCACUGGGAGAUUGCGAGCUUACCGCCCUCCUUCGCUGAGGUUGAGGCAUGGCACAGGGCUGAAGUUCGAAAUGGAUCACAGCCCAAAAAGAAAGAGAAGAAGGAGCUAAAAAUACGGCGGAAGCUAGAUGCCAGGGAUCUCUCCCAGAUCGACGGGCCUACGCAAAAGAACAAGCACGGGUUCAAAUACUCUCAGAAGCAACAAUCAACAAGCGUCAAACACGAAACUCAAUACAUGAGCAUAUUGAGUAUAGAAGUACAUGUCAAUUCCCGAGGCUCAUUGGUCCCAGAUCCAGCCGAGGACGAGGUGCAAUGUAUUUUUUGGUCCAUUCAGGGAGAAGAAGACGCAGUUGGCAAUGCCCCAAGGGUCGGCCUGCUCUGCCUCUCUGAUGAUGACGGCAUUGUCAACCGCAUUGCCAAGCAAUCACCCAUCGAGGUUGAAUAUGAGGAAGAUGAACUCGACCUCCUCAACCGAUUGGUAGAUCGUGUUCGUGAGUUCGAUCCCGAUAUCCUGACUGGUUAUGAGGUUCACAACAGUUCUUGGGGCUACCUUAUCGAGCGCGCACGUCUCAAAUAUGAGUACAAUCUGUGCGAUGAGUUCUCUAGAAUGCGAACGCAGUCUCAUGGCAAAUUUGGAAAGGACGCAGAUCGAUGGGGGUUCACACACACGUCAUCAAUUUCUGUGACCGGCCGUCAUAUGAUCAACAUCUGGCGAGCCAUGCGCGGGGAGUUGAAUCUGCUCCAAUAUACCAUGGAGAACGUUGCCUUCCAUCUUCUACACAAGCGCAUACCUCAUUACUCUCACGCUGAUCUGACAUCAUGGUACACGAGUUCUAAGCCACGGGAUCUGGCCAAAGUGCUAGAAUACUUCACAAGUAGAGUGCAAAUGAAUCUAGACAUUCUAGAAGCGAACGAGAUCAUACCUCGUACCAGUGAGCAAGCACGCCUUCUAGGAGUCGAUUUCUUCUCUGUCAUAUCGCGUGGCUCGCAAUUCAAAGUCGAGUCUACCAUGUUCCGGAUCGCAAAGCCCGAGAACUUCAUUCUUGUGUCUCCGAGUCGGAGGCAGGUUGGACAGCAAAACGCUCUCGAAUGCCUACCUUUGGUCAUGGAGCCCCAGAGCGACUUCUACACCAGCCCCGUACUCGUCCUCGAUUUCCAAUCGCUCUACCCUAGUGUCAUGAUCGCAUACAACUACUGUUAUUCAACCUGUCUAGGGCGUGUCACAAGCUGGCGAGGCCGCAACAAGAUGGGCUUCAUGGACUUCAAGCGAGAGCCGCAGUUGCUCGAACUCGUCAAAGAUUACAUCAACAUCGCGCCUAACGGCAUGAUGUACGUCCAGCCCGAGAUGCGGAAAUCCCUUCUCGCAAAGAUGCUGGGUGAACUACUCGAAACCCGCGUCAUGGUCAAAAGCGGCAUGAAGACAGACAAAGACGACAAGCCCUUGCAGCAGCUUCUCAACAACAGACAACUUGCUCUGAAGUUGUUAGCGAACGUCACCUACGGAUAUACAUCAGCUUCAUUCUCCGGCCGUAUGCCCUGCUCCGAAAUUGCCGACAGCAUCGUCCAGACCGGCCGUGAGACGUUAGAAAAGGCAAUUGCCCUGAUUCACUCGGUCGAAAGAUGGGGCGCAGAAGUCGUGUACGGCGAUACCGACUCACUCUUCAUACAUCUCAAAGGUCGCACCCGCGACCAGGCCUUCACCAUCGGCGAAGAAAUCGCAGAAGCCGUCACGAAAGCCAACCCUCGACCCAUCAAGCUGAAAUUCGAAAAGGUAUACCACCCGUGCGUCCUCCUCGCAAAGAAGCGCUACGUCGGCUUCAAAUACGAAUCCCGCGCCCAAACCACCCCCGACUUCGACGCCAAAGGCAUCGAAACCGUCCGCCGCGACGGCACACCUGCAGAGCAAAAGAUCGAAGAGAAAGCCCUCAAGAUUCUUUUCCGCACCAGCGAUCUCUCGCAAGUGAAGGCCUACUUUCAAGCCCAGUGCACAAAGAUCAUGUCCGGCAGAAUCAGCAUCCAAGACUUCCUAUUCGCGAAGGAAGUCAAACUAGGCAUGUACUCCGAGCGCGGUCCGCCACCCCCGGGAGCCCUCAUCGCGACGAAGAAGAUGCUCGCGGAUCCCAGGACAGAGCCCCAGUACGGCGAACGUGUGCCUUACGUCGUUAUCACGGGAGCACCAGGAGCCCGCCUCAUCGACCGCUGCGUCAGCCCGGAGACGCUGCUGCAAAGUGACCAUGUCGAGCUUGACGCCGAGUACUACAUCUCGAAGAACCUCAUCCCGCCUCUGGAGCGGAUAUUCAACCUCGUGGGUGCGAAUGUCAGACAGUGGUACGACGAGAUGCCCAAGAUCAGACGCGUUCGCGACGUCACAAUACCCUUCAUCAGUGGCGGCGCGGUGGACUCUUGCGCGGGAAACGCUCUCAUCCCAGGCGGUGCGGCAAAUUUGAAAAAGACACUCGAGAGCUAUAUGAAAGCGUCCAACUGCAUCGUCUGCCGCGCCAAAUUGACCUCGCCUCCUCCAGUGGCUCGAUCAGAUGCUGAGCAGGUCCUCUCCGUCACACUUCCGCUGUGUACAAAGUGUCUCGCGAAACCGACGAAUACGUUACUAACUUUGAAGACGCGUAUCUUGAAGAAUGAGAAGAGGGUUAAGGAGACGGAUAUGGUGUGUCGUAGCUGCGCGAACGUCCCUUGGAAUGAAGAGAUCAAGUGUGAUAGUAGGGACUGCCCGGUGUUUUAUUCGCGGAUCAAGGAGAGGUCGAAGUUGGCGACACUCCAAGAGGGUGUGGGACGUGUUAUUGAGGUUCUGGAGAGGCAGGAGUUGGAUAGAGAUGAUUUAGAAUGGUAG